Messenger RNA from Phoenix dactylifera (date palm), 1110 nucleotides. The record is from RefSeq and is a predicted model, not a curated record. NCBI's taxonomy places the organism in Eukaryota, Viridiplantae, Streptophyta, Magnoliopsida, Arecales, Arecaceae.
UCCUUCCAACCCCCUCCAUGGGUUCGGAGGAUCCUCACUCCUCUCUCUAUAUAUAAGGAUGCAAGAUAGCCUUUUGUUUUCAGGUCCUUUCAGUACACCCGUAUAUAGCCCAAGCGUCCUCCUCUAUUUCCAAAGGAAACACAAUUAAUUGGUCAGCCAAGAUGGUGAAGCAAAAAAUAGUUAUGAAGGUCACGAUGGAGGACUCGAGGAAGCGCUCGAAAGCCCUCAGGAGUGCUGUUGGAUCGCCUGGUGUAAUAUCUGCAUCGGUAGACGGGGACAAGAUCGUAGUGGAGGGCGAUGGAAUCGACCCAGUUGCACUUACAGCAACGCUUAGGAAACGAAUGGGCUAUGUCGAGCUGGUUAGCGUUGCAGCGAAGGACGAGAAGAAGGAAGAGAAGGAGACCAAGCCAGUGGUCUGGCCGUAUCACAUCCAAGUGGCGCCACCCUACACAGCCUACGGAUAUCACCAGCCCAACUACGAGCCUUCUUGCAACACCAUGUAGGACGUGCCAACGGGGCAGCACAGAGGGAUUGGACGCGUCCGGAUUUCGAGAAUAUUCUAGUAUCUUAGAUUUCAGACCAUCGUAGAGAUAUUGAUGGAUCCCCUAUUAAAUAUUAUUAAAGGAAAGAGAAGGUACAGAAGAGAGUAUGACGAAAAAAAAAAAAGAAAAAAAAGAAACAAGGAUGAAAAGAGAUGACAUGAGGGAAAAAAAAUAAAAGGAAGCGCUCAGGUGAUUACAGGAGAAGAAAUUGUGGGAGCAACCAAGCCCAGAUGGCGCGAAUACCAGUGCCAGGUCAUCCGUCACUCGGGUCUACAGUCGCCACAGGAGGAUGUUUCAGCCAGCUGAAUUUUAUUUUUGGGAGUGAUUUUAUAUUAUUUGGGCUAAUUAGAAUAUUUUGUUAUUUGACUGUCUUUAAGGGUUAUUUUGGUAUUUCGUUAUUUUGAGGGUCUUAUGUGAGACUAGUUUUUUUUUUUAAUUUGUUUGCAUAUUGUCAUUUUAGGACCUUUAUGGGAUUGUUUUCUUUGUAGGGGUCUUUUUAUUAUUUCUUGACCAUAUAUAUAUAUAUAUGAGUCCAUGAUUGAAUGAAAUAGCCUCCUUUUCUCUGAAA